Batrachochytrium dendrobatidis JAM81 is the source of this 813-nucleotide messenger RNA. RefSeq lists its product as uncharacterized. NCBI's taxonomy places the organism in Eukaryota, Fungi, Chytridiomycota, Chytridiomycetes, Rhizophydiales. The record is from RefSeq and is a predicted model, not a curated record. The transcript has a single exon. Bases 1 to 813 code for a protein of 270 amino acids.
AUGGAUGAACUUGAUUUAAACCUUUCUGACCAAGACUGGCAAGAAAUAAUUAAUGCAGCCAGCUCAAGUACUCCCAACCAAGACCAGCAACAACCAAUAAAUGUAGUUGAUCCAAGUACUUCCAGGCGAGGUCGAAAACGACCAAUUGAUGAACUGGGUCCAAGUAUUUCCGAACAAGAUUGGAAAGCCAUAAUCGAUAAACCCGAUCCAGGCAUUCCGGAAGACUGGCGAGAUUUGAUUGAUGCAAUCAAUUCAAAAAAUUACAGAGAAUACUGGCAACAACCGAUUGAUCGAUCUGGUCCAAGUACUUCCAGACAAGAUCAGCGACAACCAAUCGAUGUAGUUGGUCCGAGCACUUCCAAACGAAGUCGGAGACAACCAAUUGAUCAGCCCAGUCCAAUCACCUUUAGCCAAGUGUCUGGUUCAACUCAUGAGCCCAACCCAAGCACUUUCAAUCAAGGCCAGCAACAACAAACAGAUGGAAACGAUUCUGCCAAUACUAGUUCAAAUCAAGUGACUGAAUUAAGCCGAAGAGAUCAGAUAACCCUUGAUCGUAUAAAGCAAAGACUUGUAGCGUUUAAAAAGGUACGAAAGGAAAACCAUAAAAAACAUCAUGAGUAUAUAGCUCUUGGAAUCAAUCAAAAGUUAGCGUUAGCAAUGGGAGAAGAGAUAUCCGAGUCAAGGCACAAUCCAAACACUGAAGACCAAUUGAAACAAGAAUAUGAAAAGGCAAGCAGAAAAGUGUAUAAUGUCAGACAACGAUUGAAGGAUCUUAUGGCAAAACAUGGUUUAAGAUUUGAAGAACCGAAUUAG